Molecule: messenger RNA, 990 nt
Organism: Colletotrichum spaethianum
Lineage: Eukaryota; Fungi; Ascomycota; Sordariomycetes; Glomerellales; Glomerellaceae
Exons: 2
Coding region: 1-990 (329 amino acids)
Source: RefSeq, a predicted model, not a curated record
AUGUUCCAGCCUCAACCAACGCCUUUUGCGUUUCACGCCUCCCCUCACUCGUACACCCACUCCAACACGCAGUCAUACAACCAGUCCCAUGGCCCUCGGUCUCAAGAUCAAUCCUCUCAUGACCAUGGAGGAUACGGCAUGGCUCUGGGAGGAGGCGGGCUUGGAGGGGCGAUGAUGGCAGGCGAAGACGGAGGGAUGGACGUGAGGAUGGGGAUGAUGGGCGAUGGAGGAGGAGGAGGAGGAGGAGGAGAAGGCGCAGAGCACCACGGUGUCGGCGUCGGCGCGGACAUGGGCGACUACAGCUUCUCACCGACGUCGCUGGGAGCCGGAGCAGCUGGAGCUAUGCGCGCUCAAGCUCGAUCUGGAGCUGUAGCUGGUGUGGGUUCGGCGACGAGCAUGGCAAUGGGCAUGAGACCAGCAACAGGGCAAGGCCACGGCAUGGGUGGCCCACUGUUGAUGGGCGGUGAUGGAAGUGGUGGUGGUGGUGGUGGUGGUGGAGGUGGCUUUCGACUAGGGAUGGACGUCGACAUGGACAUGGGGCUGGGUCUGGGCUCCGGCGCGCUGCAGUCGCCGUUGCAGUCGCAACCGCGGCACAGGCGCAACAGGCACGGGUACAAGUCCAGCGACAGGUCCAGCACCGGCCACAGGGACAUGCCCAACACCAACAGGCGCCUCCAACGGCAACGACAGCGGCAGCGGGAGCGGCUACAACACCAGGCCGCGGUCGCGGACCCGGGCUUGGCUCCGGUCCUCACCACCCUGGACCUGGACCUGGACAUGGACUUGUAUUUGGGCCUGGGUCUGGGUCUGGGUCUAUGUCUGGACAGGGUCCUGCACCCGCACCUCAUCCUCCUCCUCAUCCUCCCCGUCGUCUUCCUCCUCCUCUCUCGUCCUCUGGCCCCGGUUGUACCACUACUACUCCUGCAUCUCGCACAGCAGCAGCAGCGUAUUCUGCGCCGCCGCCGCCGCAGCAGCAGCAAGAAGCGGUAG